AAUUAAGGAAAGACUGACUUUCCAGAUAUGUUUCAGAAGUAUGGUAAAAAAGACAUGAGUUUCAAUAAUGGGCUCCAAAAUAAAACCCAGAAUGCGUAAUUAUAUGGUGAUAAUAUAGUACUUGAUUGUAUAAAUUCAGUUGGGGAGUUAUAAAAAUAAUUCUUAUAUUAAAACAAGCUGGUAAUUUCUGAGGUUUUUAAAAUACCCAUUUAUAUGAAAACUGAUUUAAUUUUAAAAUGUUUUGAAAAGUAAUGUGGUUUUGACACAUGACAACAAUGAAAUAGAAUAGAGUCCAGAAAUUAACUCAGAUAUGUAAGAGAACUUAGUAAAUGAUAAUGAAUGCUGCCUUUGCCUAUCAGUAGGAAAAGAAAAUUAAAAGUAGUGUUGGGAUAGCCGGUUGGUCAUCUAGAAAAACAAAAAGUUGGUGUCCAGAUGCAUCAAAGAUUUAAAUGUGGGGCGGGGGGGAAGAAAAAAUAUUUAGGUUAAUUAUUUUUAAUAUAACCCAGGAAUGAAGGCCUUUCAAAGUAUGAUACGGAAGUGAAGCCAGAUUGCUGAAUUUUACAGCAUAAAAAUAAAAUUCUGCAUGGAGGAAAAAUCAUAAAGUUAAAAGAGAAACAGACUAGUAAAACAUAUUUGGACACUUUUCACAAAGGUCUGAUUUCCUCUUAAUGUACAAAGAGCUUCUACAAAAUAAUCCAAUAGAAAAAAUGAGCAAAGAGAAUUCAUAUGAAAAGAUGUGCAAUUUUAUUUAUAAUAAAGAUGUAAAUUAAAGCUACAAUGUAGUAUUUUUCACCCAUCAAAUUAGCAAAGAUUGGUUCUGCAGUAUAACUAGGGGAGGGUGAUGGGGAGGAGAAGUGGACAUUCUCAUACAUUGCUGGUGGGAAUAUGAAGUAUUCAUUCUCUGUAGAAAGCAAUUUGAAAAUUGUUCUCAAAAUUAAAAAUGCACAUACAUUUUGAUCUAGCAGUUUCAUUCUCGGAUUUUAUCCUUAGGAAAUUUUGCCUGUGUGUCAAAUGAAUCUGUCAUAAGAAUAUUUCUGGGAGCGUUAUUUGUCGUCAUUUUGAUUGGGAACAAACUACGCAUAAAUCAGUAGGGGAAUGAUUAAGUAAAUUACGAUGUAUCUAUUCAAUGGAAUACUUUAAAAUAGCCUUAAUAAGUCAGCACUAUGUGUACUGUUAUGCUAUGUCUAAGAUAAUUAAGAGAAAAGAUAAUUAAGAGAAAAAAGCAAGAUGCAACACUUAAGUAUCUAUAUGUAAAUGUGUAUGUACAGCUGUCUCUGGAAGGGUACAUGAUAAUUUGGUAACAGUGGUUGCCUCCAGUGACGAGAACUGGUGGCCUAGAGGAUAAGGGUGGGAAACUAACUUUUUUUAGUACACUGUUUGGUAAUUUUUGGUUAUAUAUAUAUUUUUUUACCACGUGCAGGUAACAGUUAUUCAAAGUUAAUGUUUUUAAGUUCUUUUCUGCUUGCAGGAAUUGAUAAGGAGGAAUAAAAAUAAAAGGGCAUGAUAGUCGUUGUAAACAGUUUUCAAAUGAUUUCUGCAAUACUGUCUUUAACAUUUUGUUAGAGGUCUUUGAAUUCAGAGCUUCAGGUUAAUGUUAUGUGGCUCACUGCAGGGUGACUAGUGGAGUGGGGUCUGAAGGAAGGCUGUGGGGUUCCUGUAAGCAGAGAGCAUGAUGACUAACAACCAGCAGUUGCUGUUCCUUCUUGAUAUUUUAAGUGUAUUAAAGGAAGGUGCUUUAUCACUUGGAAUCUACUUCAGCAGCUAGCCAUAGAGCGUGCAGUGCCCCAUAUGGAGAAGGGAUCCAUGGAGCUGCUGCUGGAGUUCACAAUCCUGGUGCCUGAGGAGCAUGCCACCCAGCACAAAGUGUAGCCCACUGAUGAUGAGAGGACAGAGGAGCAGGGAGGGCACUUUAGACAUGAAAUCUUGUAUUCACCUGUAAUGGAUCCUAGUAGCCAUUGGCAUCUGAUGUGCCAUUUUAUGUUUUAAGGUGACUGCCUAAUAGUGCAUGUGUGUUCUGCGAAACAAAGCAUUGUUAUUUUUAAAUACUGUUCUUGAUGUAAAAAAGUUUAUAGAUUUGAAAUUCAUUCAUAUUUUUGACAAACUUCAGCAUUACACAUGUCAAAGAAUAUCUACCUUAAUACAUUUUAAUUAUUUUCUGUAAUUAUAUGAAAAAAAAAUGAUGAAUCUUUUCACUAACUGUAGAUGCCUACAAAUCUCCUUCCUAUUGGCCAGUGUGUUGAACAAAUAUUAUUUACAGUGUGAAAAAGGUUGGGAAGCACUGUUCUAGUUGGAUCCUCUCGUUUUAUAUAGAGAAAACUGAAAUCUAAAUAGGCCAGUUUGGGGAUUUUUCCAGUGUCCUUUAGUUGGUUGGUGUGGGGCUGAAUCUAAAAACUGGGGAUUUUGACUAUCCAUCCACUCACUGCCUCACAUUGGCCCUUCAAACCUGAAGGAAUAUUAGAGGAAGGCAUUGAUGAUAAUUGAAAGAAAAAAUGCAAACCUUGGGGGAAUUACUGAAAGAACUACACGUACAUAGUAUAGAAAUCUUUGAGGGCCUACUGUGUUCAAUAAGGUUUAGAACCUUUCUAUAGAACAGGUUAUAGUGGGAUUAAUUUUGUGAUGAUUGUAGCUGUGUCCUUUGAGAAAAGAAGGAUAAAAGUGAGACUGUAGCAAGAGGAAUUUACGAUAGAUGAAAAACAAAAAUUGGUACUAGAAGUUGAUGUAUACAUUUUUCCAAAGAAAAAGGGACUCUAUUAGGAGACCUUUGAAGUUCCUCUGGUGCUAUAAUUAAAUUUUCUGUUAUCUUGCUUUUGACUGGAUUGGAACUUAUUCAUUUAAAAGCAAUAUGAGUGAAAAAUGAUAAGGAUUUUAGUAGGUUUCAGAGAAUGUUGUCAUUAGCCCUAGAUAUUCAAAGAAAAUACUUAGAAAUGUAUCAAGUAAGAUACGGGCUAUGUUACGAGAUAUGUCACCUUGGUACCUUGCUGCUGUUUUAAUACCACAGUGAUACUGAAUAAGAGAGGAGAUAAUAGGAGUCAAGGUACAAUUAACUUUGGGUAAAAUUAUGUUGUAGUUUCUAGGUGAGAUACAGAUAAAGCAGGCGUAGGUGAUAGGCAAUUAAAAGUAACUCCAAUGUCCAAACAUAUCACACGGAUGCAUUUUUUGAGACCACAACUAAUUAUAAGUAAUAAAAGUAAGCUACUCUUAAUGACAAUGUAUUUAACCUUCUUUUUUUUCUUUGGUAAUUUAAGUUUUCUGAAUGAUCUUCUGUGUUUCUUCCAGUGUUGUGUAGAUUUUUUAAUAUUUCAUUUUUUUAAUGAAAAAUAUUUUGUUGUUUAGUAUUGGCAGACUGGACUGUUUUCUGCAGCAGAAAUUGAAUAUAUGUCUAGCAAAGUAAAUUCUGAGGAAAAUGAGUAGUAAUUGUCAAUGGAAAAUUUAGAUCUAUUUUUUUUUUUAAAUGAUAGUUUUGGGAAAUAAUAAUUAGAGGUCAGUUUUCUUGGGGCAGUUAUCUAAAUUUCUUUGUGUUCAGAGAGCAUUAUUAUGUAAACAAUUCAAAUAAUAAAAGAAAUUGUUACUUCAGAAAUGCUUGUAUAACAGUUUACAGGUUUCCUGUUUUCCUUCCAUUAUAAUUACCAAGGAAGUGUAACAAGAAUUAAAAGAAAUCUCUUAUUUUGCAUAUAUAUACAUUUACACUUCAAAUUAAUUAUAUAUUAAAUUAGAUUUUGUUUAAGAUGGUAAAAUGAAAGCCUUUAUAAGUAAGAAAACAUGUUGAUGUGUAAGAGACUGUAAAGUUAAAACAUGUUGGCAUACUCCUAGUUUCUCAGAAUAAGAAAAUGACUAAUCUAAAUCUCAUUUCAGAAUAAAAACCAAGACAAGCCACAUAAAAGCAACCUAAAAAUUAAACUGUCAUCAUAUUAUUUGUUUUAAAACUAUGGAAUAAUAUAUCUGAGGAAGAUUUCUCUCAAAAUUGUUUUUCUCAAUUUCAACAUCAUUCUUGGUUCCAUUCACUCAACAAAUACUUACUGAGCACCCACGAAGUACAUAUAAGGUGUUAUGAGGUCAGAAGACAUGUCUUCAUCUACAUGGCAUCUUUCCUUACCUCUAUGUGCCAUACGAUGGUUAUGGACAGCAGCCAGAAAGCUAUCUUUCUCAGAUGGCAUUCAGUAUCGACAGAGCACUUAAUGUGGCUUUAGGCAAUCCAUCUUCCACUGCUCAGCAUGUGUUCAAAGUGUCAUUAGUAUCAGGAAUGCCUUUUUAUGGUUAUCAUGAGAAGGAAAGACACUUUAUGAAGAUCUAUCUUUAUAAUCCUGCAAUGAUGAAAAGGAUAUGUGAACUUUUGCAAAGUGGAGCCAUAAUGAAUAAAUUUUACCAGCCUCAUGAAGCGCAUAUUCCCUACCUCCUGCAGCUCUUCAUUGACUACAAUCUGUAUGGAAUGAACUUAAUAAAUCUGGCUGCUGUCAAGUUCCGAAAAGCAAGAAGGAAAAAUGACACAGUGCAUGCAACUGGGUCUUGCAAGGAUCGGUUACCAGGAAAUUCGCUUAUUGGUUCGCUGUUUCGGUGGGAAGAAGAUGAAAUACCAAGCUCUUUAAUACUGGAAGGUGUUGAACCACGGAGUACCUGUGAACUAGAAGUGGAUGCUGUAGCUGCUGAUAUCUUAAAUCGGCUGGACAUUGAAGCUCAAAUUGGUAGAAAUCCUGGCCUACAGGCCAUAUGGGAAGAUGAAAAGCAACGACGAAGAAACAGAAAUGAAACUUCUCAAAUUAGCCAACCUGAAUCACAAGAUCGCAGGUUUGUGCCAGCCACAGAAAGUGAAAAAAAAUUUCAGAAGAAACUUCAGGAAAUUCUCAAACAGAAUGAUUUCUCUAUAACGUUAUCAGGAUCUGUGGACUACAGUGAUGGAUCCCAGGAGUUCUCUGCUGAGUUAACGUUGCACUCUGAGGUUUUGUCUCCUGAAAUGCUUCAGUGUACACCAGCCAAUAUGGUAGAAGUCCACAAAGACACAGCACUGAACAAAGGUCACAAAGUACAGGAAGUUCUUAUUAAUGAAGAAGCAAUUUUGAACCUCAUGGAAAAUAGUCAGACUUUCCAACCUUUGACCCAAAGACUGAGUGAGUCACCAGUUUUCAUGGACAGUAGUCCUGAUGAGGCUGUGGUACAUCUUCUUGCUGGUUUGGAAAGUGAUGGAUAUCAGGGGGGAAGAAAUAGAAUGCCUUUCCCAUGUCAUUCCUUUGGAAACUCUAAAACUCUCCAAAACAGUGAUGAUGAAGAAAAUGAACCCCAAAUUGAAAAAGAAGAAAUGGAACUUAGUUUGGUGAUGUCCCAGAGAUGGGACAGCAAUACUGAAGAACAUUGUGCCAAAAAGAGAUCACUGUGCAGAAAUACCCAUAGAAGCUCAUCCGAAGAAGAUGAUUCCUCUUCAGAAGAAGAAAUGGAAUGGAGUGAUACUAGUUUGCUUCUAGCGAAUCUUUCUAUACCUCAGUUAGAUGGAACUGCAGAUGAAAAUAACGAUAAUCCAUUGAACAACGAAAAUUCUAGAACCCACUCUUCUGUCAUCGCAACAAGCAAGCUAUCAGUAAAACCCUCCAUUUUUCACAAAGAUGCUGCAACAUUAGAACCUCCAUCUUCUGCUAAGAUUACCUUUCAGUGUAAACACACAAGUGCCCUUUCUUCCCAUGUUUUGAACAAGGAAGAUUUAAUUAAAGACCUUUCACAGCCAAACAACAUAGAAAAAGGUCUAGAUCGUUCAGUUGCUUCUUUUACAAAUGAAAGUACUUACUCUGCGAAAUACCCUGGAUCUUUAAAUAGUACUGUUCAUUCAGAAAACUCUCAUAAAGAAAGUAGUAAGAAAGAUAUCUUCCCGGUAUCUUCCUGUGAAAAUAGAAUUUUUGAUUAUGAAGAAGAUAUUCCAUCUGUUACUAGACAAAUACCAAGUAGAAAGUAUACAAACAUUAGAAAGGUUGAAAAGGAUGCCCCUUUUAUACAUAUGAAUCGUCAUACUAGUGAAAGUACGUUAGGCAAAAACUCUUUCAACUUUUCUGACUUAACGCACUCAAAAAAUAAAUUAUCCUCCGAAGGAAAUGAAAAAGGUAACAGCACAGCUCUCAGUAGUUUAUUCCCUUCAUCUUUAACUGAAGAUUGUGAAUUGCUGUCAUGCUCAGGGGAGAAUAGAACUAUGGUGCAUUCUCUUGAUAGCAUUGCUGAUGAAAGUGGACUAAAUAAACUUAAAAUUAGAUAUGAAGAAUUUCAGGAACAUAAAACAGAAAAACCAAGCCUCAGCCAGCAAGCAGCACAUUAUAUGUUUUUUCCCAGUGUUGUUCUUUCUAAUUGUCUCAGUAGACCACAGAAACUAUCUCCUGUCACAUAUAAACUACAACCUGGCAAUAAACAAUCCCGGUUAAAAUUGAGUAAAAAAAAACUUGUAGGUCAUCAAGAGACUUCUGCCAAAACUGGUGAGAUUGGAUCCACAAAAGAUAAUUGUAUACAAAAUAAUUCUUGUAAUAGUAAUCCUGAGAAGGAUAAUGUAUUGGCCAGUGACUUAAUUAAAGCCACCCGUGGCACUUUAGAAAAUAAAACGCCUACAGACACUUUUAUAGACUGUCACUUUGGAGAUGGAACCUUAGAAACUGAGCAGUCCUUCGGACUGUAUGGAAAUAAAUACACACUUAGAGCCAAACGCAAGGUAAAUUAUGAGACUGAAGAUAGUGAAUCAAGUUUUGUAACACACAACUCAAAAAGUAGCCUACCUCAUCCCAUGGAAAUCGGUGAAACUUUAGAUGGAACUCUCAAAUCUCGAAAACGAAGAAAAAUAUCAAAAAAGCUGCCCCCUGUCAUCAUAAAGUAUAUUAUUAUUAAUAGAUUUAGAGGAAGAAAAAACAUGCUUGUGAAGCUAGGAAAAGUAGACUCUAAAGAGAAACAAGUAAUAUUAACAGAGGAAAAAAUGGAACUAUAUAAAAAGCUUGCACCUUUGAAGGAUUUUUGGCCAAAAGUUCCUGACUCCCCUGCCACCAAAUACCCCAUUUAUCCACUAACACCAAAGAAGAGUCACAGAAGAAAAUCAAAACAUAAGUCUGCUAAGAAAAAAACUGGUAAGCAACAAAGGACAAAUAGUGGAAAUCUUAAAAGAACUUUAUCUUUCAGGAAAAAAAGGUCACAUGCUAUUCUUUCUCCUCCCUCACCAUCUUACAAUGCUGAAACCGAAGACUGUGACUUGAAUUAUAGUGAUGUUAUGUCUAAACUAGGUUUUCUUUCUGAGAGAAGCACAAGUCCUAUAAAUUCUUCUCCACCUCGCUGCUGGUCUCCCACAGAUCCAAGAGCUGAAGAAAUUAUUGCUGCUGCAGAAAAAGAAGCGAUGCUUUUUAAGGGUCCUAAUGUGUAUAAUAGCAAGACUGUUAAUUCCCGCAUAGGAAAAAACAGUCGAGUAAGAGCGCAGGUUAAGAAAUCAAAAACAAAGCUUGUUAAUCCCUCUGUAGUUACUAAGAAAAGGAACAGACGAAAUCAGACAAGUAAACUAGUAGAUGAUGGAAAAAAGAAACCAAGAGCAAAGCAGAAACAAAAAACAAAUGAGAAAGGUACAUCAAGGAAGCACAUUACACUUCAGGAUGAACAAGUAAAAGCUCAGUCUGGUGCUGAAAUAAAGUUUGUGCUGAAACACCGGAAUGUGUCUGAGGUCUCGAAUAGUUCUGGAGGCUCUCAACUACUUUUUAAACGGAAAGAUAUGUCACUCGCAGGCUCUGCUAUAGAUCACUCCCUUUCUGCUCCCCUUCCCUCUGGAAUUAAUACACAACAGAAGUUAUCUGGCUGUUUUUCUUCUUUCUUAGAAAGCAAGAAGACUGUAGAUUUGCAGACAUUCUCCAAUUCACGAGAUGAUUUGCAUUCAUCAGUUGUUUGUAGUUCUGUAGGACCUGGAAUAUCAAAAAUUAAUGUUCAGAGGUCUCGUAAUCAAAGUACUGUGUUUACUUUAAAGGAAUCAACGUUGAUUCAAAAAAAUAUAUUUGACCUUUCUAACCACUUGUCUCAGGUAGCACAGAAUACACAGAUAUCUUCGGGUAUAAUGUCUCCAAAGACAGAAGAGAGUGCAGAUACACAAAAAAACUAUUUAUCAUCUGUCGGAAAGUUAAAUGAAUGUCAUAAUUCCCUAGAAUCAAAGCUGGACCAGCCAUUUGCCCCUAAUUUUUUGCGUUGCAAAGACAGUCAGCAAUACAGUAUGUGUAUGACAGAGCAGUCAAAGCACAGUGAAAGUUGUUCUGGAAAUGCAGCUUCAGAGGAAAGCCAAUUGCCCAAUAAUCGCUUUGUAACUUCCUUGAGAAGUCCAAUCAGACAAAUAGCAUGGGAGCAAAAACAAAGGGGCUUUAUUUUAGAUAUGCCAAAUUUCAAACCCGAAAGAGUAAAACAGAGGUCAUUGUCAGAAGCAAUUUCACAAACCAAAGCACUUUCUCAGUGUAAAAAUCAAAAUGUGUCAGCAACACCUUCAGCAUUUGGUGAAGGACAGUCUGGACUAGCUGUUUUGAAAGAAUUGUUACAAAAAAGACAGCAGAAAGCACAAAAUGCAAAUAUUAUGCAAGACCCGUUAUCUAAUAAACAUCAACCAAACAGAAAUGUUUCUGGUUCCCUUGAACAUAAAGCAGUUAAAAGAACACGAUCAGUAACAUCUCCAAGAAAACCUCGAACUCCCAGAAGUGCAAAACCUAAAGAAAAAAUUCCCAGACUUUUAAAAGUAGACUCUCUAAAUUUACAAAACUCUGGUCAGUUGGAUAACUCCUUAUCAGAUGAUAGUCCCAUCUUUUUUUCAGACCCAGGUUUUGAAAGCUGUUAUUCACUCGAAGAUAGCUUGUCUCCUGAACAUAAUUACAAUUUUGAUAUUAAUGCAAUAGGUCAAACUGGAUUUUGUAGUUUUUAUUCUGGAAGUCAGUUUAUCCCUGCUGAUCAGAGUUUGCCUCAGAAGUUCCUAAGUGAUGCAGUUCAGGAUCUUUUCCCAGGACAAACUAUUGAAAAAAAUGAAUUUUUAAGUCAUGAUAACCAAAAGUGUGAUGAUGACAAGCAUCAUGCCUCAGACCCAGCCUCAUGGAUUAGAUCUGGUACUCUAAGUCCUGAACUUUUUGAGAAAUCAUGCAUAGAUAGCAAUGAAAAUCAUCGCCACAACCAGUGGAAACAUAGUUUUCAUCCUCUAACAACUCGGUCUAAUUCAAUAAUGGAGUCUUUCUGUGUCCAGCAGGCAGAGGACUGUCUAAAUGAAAAAUCCCGAUUGAAUAGGAGUUCACUAAGCAAAGAAGUAUUUCUCAGUCUGCCACAGCAGAGCAAUUCAGACUGGAUUCAAGGUCACACCAGAAAAGACAUGGGACAGACUCUUGACUCAGUCAAUACCUCUUUUACUACAAUUCUGUCCUCCCCUGAUGGUGAACUUGUGGAUGCGGCCUCUGAAGAUUUAGAAGUGUAUGUUUCCAGAAAUAAUGAUAUACUGACACCAACUCCUGAUAGUUCACCAAGGUCUACUAGCUCUCCAUCACAAUCUAAAAAUGGCAGUUUCACCCCUCGAACUGCUCACAUUCUGAAACCACUUAUGUCCCCACCAAGUAGGGAAGAAAUUAUGGCAACUUUGUUGGAUCAUGACCUUUCAGAAACUAUUUACCAGGAACCAUUUUGCAGUAAUCCUUCUGAUGCUCCAAAAAAGCCCAGGGAGAUUGGUGGAAGACUCCUCAUGGUAGAAACUCGACUUCCAAAUGAUCUGGCUGAGUUUGAGGGAGACUUUUCCUUGGAAGGACUUCGUCUGUGGAAAACAGCAUUCUCAGCAAUGACUCAGAAUCCAAGACCUGGGUCACCCCUUCGCAGUGGCCAAGCAGUUGUCAAUAAAGGAUCAAGUAAUAGCCACAAAAUGGUUGAAGAUAAAAAAAUUGUAAUUAUGCCUUGCAAAUGUGCCCCCAGUCGACAGCUGGUUCAAACAUGGCUUCAAGCCAAAGAAGAAUACGAACGUUCCAAGAAACUGCUUAAAACUGAGCCAACUGGAGUUGUAAAAUCUGCUGAGAACUUUAGCUCUUCAGUUAACCCAGAUGACAAACCUGUAGUGCCUCCAAAAAUGGAUACAGCACCACAUAUACUCCCCACUACAGCAUAUACCAAGGAAGAUGUUGAUAAUUCUCAGAUUGCUUUACAAGUGUCAACCACAGAAUGCAGUAGAACUACAAGUGAAAGUCAAAUGCUGCCACCAGUUGCUUCUGCAAAUGAUCUUGAGAAAGAUGAAGAUGAUGAUGAUGACUUUUAUGUUAGUUACAGUUCCCCUGAUUCUCCAGUAAUCCCCCCUUGGCAACAACCAACAUCCCCAGAGUCCAAAGCAUUAAAUGGAGAUGGUAGAGCUUCAUCACCAGUAGAGGAGCUAUGUUCCUUGACUGUUGAGAACUUUUUAAAGCCAAUAAAAGAUGGUACACAGAAAAGCCCCUGCAGUGAGCCUAGGGAGCCUCUGGUGAUAUCUCCAAUUAAUGUUAGGGCAAGAACUGGGAAACGUGAAUCACUUUGCUUUCAUAGUACACCAAUCAUACAGAGAAAACUUCUGGAAAGGCAUCCUGAAGCAGCUGGUGUUACCCCUUUAUCAACAGAACCAAUAACCCAGAAAUUGAAUCAUAAGAGAGGAACUAAUACUGACACUCUUAGAAGAGUACUUGUAACAACACAAGCAAAGAAUCAGUUUGCAGCAGUAAAUACCCCAAAGAAAGAAACUUCUCAGAUUGACGGACCAUCUUUAAAUAAUACUUACGGUUUCAAAGUCAGCGUGCAAAACUUACAGGAGGCAAAAGCUUUACAUGAGAUACAAAAUCUUACCCUAAUCAGUGUGGAGUUACAUGCUCGAACUAGACGAGACUUAGAACCAGAUCCUGAAUUUGACCCCAUUUGUGCUUUGUUCUACUGCAUCUCAUCUGACACUCCACUACCAGAUACAGACCAAACAGAACUCACAGGUGUAAUAGUGAUUGAUAAAGACAAGACAGUCUCCAGUCAAGAUAUCAGAUAUCAGACUCCAUUCCUUAUCAGAUCUGGAAUUACAGGACUAGAAGUUACCUAUGCUGCUGAUGAGAAGACACUUUUUCAAGAAAUUGCAGAUAUAAUUAAGAGGUAUGAUCCUGAUAUUCUGCUAGGAUAUGAGAUUCAGAUGCAUUCCUGGGGUUACCUCUUACAAAGGGCUGCUGCCUUAAGUGUUGACUUAUGUAAGAUGAUCUCUCGGGUGCCAGACGACAAAAUUGAGAACAGAUUUUCAGCUGAAAGAGAUGACUAUGGAUCGGAUACAAUGAGUGAAAUAAAUAUUGUUGGCCGAAUUACACUAAAUCUUUGGAGAAUCAUGAGAAAUGAGGUGUCUCUAACUAACUACACCUUUGAAAAUGUGAGCUUUCAUGUUCUUCAUCAGCGUUUUCCCCUCUUUACCUUUCGGGUAUUGUCAGAUUGGUUUGAUAACAAGACAGAUCUAUACAGAUGGAAAAUGGUUGAUCAUUAUGUUAGCCGUGUCCGUGGAAACCUCCAAAUGUUAGAACAGCUGGACCUGAUUGGGAAAACCAGUGAAAUGGCUAGACUUUUUGGCAUUCAGUUUUUACAUGUACUGACAAGGGGUUCACAGUACCGUGUGGAGUCAAUGAUGUUGCGUAUUGCUAAACCAAUGAACUAUAUUCCUGUGACACCUAGUGUUCAGCAGAGAUUCCAAAUGAGAGCCCCGCAGUGUGUUCCCUUAAUUAUGGAGCCUGAAUCCCGCUUCUAUAGCAACUCUGUUCUUGUUUUGGAUUUCCAGUCACUAUAUCCUUCUAUUGUGAUUGCAUACAACUACUGUUUUUCCACCUGCCUUGGUCAUGUGGAGAACUUGGGAAAGUUUGAUGAGUUCAAAUUUGGCUGCACCUCUCUAAGAGUACCUCCAGAUUUACUUUACCAAAUUAGGCAUGAUAUCACGGUAUCCCCCAAUGGAGUAGCUUUUGUCAAGCCCUCAGUAAGAAAGGGUGUGCUACCAAGAAUGCUGGAAGAAAUUCUAAAAACCAGGCUUAUGGUGAAGCAGUCAAUGAAGGCUUACAAGCAAGACCGAGUCCUUUCACGAAUGCUUGAGGCACGUCAGCUAGGACUUAAGCUUAUAGCAAAUGUCACGUUUGGCUAUACAGCUGCUAAUUUUUCUGGAAGAAUGCCAUGCAUUGAGAUUGGUGAUAGUAUUGUUCACAAAGCAAGAGAAACCUUGGAACGAGCUAUUAAACUGGUGAAUGAUACCAAGAAAUGGGGUGCUAGGGUUGUAUAUGGUGAUACUGACAGUAUGUUUGUGCUACUGAAAGGAGCCACUAAGGAGCAGUCUUUUAAGAUUGGUCAAGAAAUUGCUGAAGCUGUAACUGCUACCAAUCCUAAACCAGUGAAAUUAAAGUUUGAAAAGGUAUAUUUGCCCUGUGUCUUACAAACAAAAAAGAGGUAUGUGGGUUACAUGUAUGAAACACUGGAACAAAAGGACCCAGUUUUUGAUGCAAAAGGAAUAGAAACAGUUAGAAGAGAUUCCUGCCCUGCUGUUUCUAAGAUACUUGAGCGUUCUCUAAAGCUGCUAUUUGAAACAAGAGAUAUAAGUCUAAUUAAACAGUAUGUUCAGCAACAAUGUAUGAAGCUUCUGGAAGGGAAGGCCAGCAUACAAGAUUUUAUCUUUGCCAAGGAAUACAGAGGAAGUUUCUCUUACAAGCCUGGAGCUUGUGUGCCAGCCCUUGAACUCACAAGGAAAAUGCUUACUUAUGACCGGCGCUCUGAGCCGAGAGUUGGGGAGCGAGUGCCAUAUGUCAUCAUUUAUGGGACCCCAGGAGUACCACUCAUCCAGCUCGUAAGGCGCCCAGUAGAAGUCUUGCAGGACCCGACUCUUAGACUGAAUGCCACUUACUAUAUCACCAAGCAAAUCCUUCCACCCUUGGCAAGAAUCUUCUCACUUAUUGGUAUUGAUGUCUUCAACUGGUAUCAUGAAUUACCAAGGAUCAAGAAAGCCACCAGCUCCUCUGGAAGUGAACCUGAAGGGCGGAAAGGCACUAUUUCACAAUAUUUCACUACGUUACACUGUCCUGUGUGUGAUGACCUGACUCAACGUGGCAUCUGUUGUAAAUGUCGGAGCCAGCCUCAGCAUGUCGCAGUCAUCCUCAACCAAGAAAUUCGAGAGUUGGAACGCAAACAGGAGCAACUUGUAAAGAUAUGCAAGAACUGUACAGGUUGCUUUGAUCGACAUAUCCCGUGUGUUUCUCUGAACUGCCCUGUACUUUUCAAACUCUCUCGAGUAAAUAGAGAAUUAUCCAAGGCACCGUAUCUCCGGCAAUUACUAGACCAGUUUUAAACUGUCAGUGUCACAGAAUUCCGGGUGCUAUUUUUUUCAGUGUUCAGCACUAAACUAUUGUGCAUGGUGCUUUUUCAACUUUCAUCGAGUCAAGGAUGUUCAUUAUCUGUCUAUUCUCUGAAGACUAUGAAGACUUUUAUGCUAACAGAAUUAAAAAUUGUACGUGUUGAUCUCUGAGUAGCUCGCUUCUUACGAUGUACAAAUUUCUCAUUCUUUCACCUUUUUAACAUUGUUUUAUAAUGCAGGUGUUGAAUUUGCUCCAGUAUGUGUGCCAUCUUAUAAAUCCAUUUGAGUAGCUCAUGUUUACUUCCCUAUGGAAGGAGCACUGAAAACCUCUUAAAGAAAAACAUUCGUGUGUUUCCUUGAACUGUCUGUAUCAAGACGUGUUACUUAGAGAUAGCCAUUCACUUUAUAAUUUUGACUGCGAAAUAUUUUGUAAAUACACUUUUUUACUUUUCAAACAACUGAGUAAAAUAAUGUGCAAUGAAUUUUAUACAGAUGAUUUUCAAGUUGUUUGGUAUAUUUCCUCUAGGUUUUGCUUGACUCGAAGUAGAUUUGUUAUUUUGAUCAAACUGUGCAAACAAUAGUACCAUGUGUAGCAUUUUGAAACAUUAUUUUCUAAAACCGCUGUCUUGCUUUAGCUAUCAAUGGGGCAUUGUGAGGAACUGUGCAAAGACAUUUUUGUUACAAACUUGUGGGCCUGUUGCAAUACUUUAAAAAUAAAAAAUUUUAUUCCAUUUUUGCUUGUUUUGUAUAGACAUUUCUAUUGCUUCUAAAUAUGCUUAAAAUAUUUUCUUUCAUUAUGUACUGUACAGUUAAUCUUAUUUGCCAUCAUCUUGAACACAAAUUGUGUAUUUAGAAUAUUUGUAUAACUAUAAAAUGAAAAAGGAAUUAUGUGGUCAGUGCAUUGUUUUCUAAACUGGAAAUCAUUUUGUUUUAAAAGUUAAUAAUGGAAACCAUAUUAAAAUUGAAUAAAGUAUGAAAUAAGGCAGUAUGGUUUUAUCUUGCUAUAAAUGGUAUUAUCUGCUUUAUUGGCUUUAUAUUAUUAUUUGCUUUAUAAGCCAAUGUUGGUUGCAUCUUACCUUAUCCUUUCCUGAGUUUCAAUUAGUUAAAUUGUAAUAAUGGCAUGGCAGAGGCAUCUGACCUCCUCUAACUUCACAAGGGGGAAGUAGAAUCAAGAUCAACAGCCCAAAGCUGAUUCCUAUGAGGUAGAGGUCAGACAUACCUCCUC
Messenger RNA from Trichechus manatus latirostris (Florida manatee), 14534 nucleotides. It is a transcript of the gene REV3L, whose product is annotated as REV3 like, DNA directed polymerase zeta catalytic subunit. NCBI's taxonomy places the organism in Eukaryota, Metazoa, Chordata, Mammalia, Sirenia, Trichechidae. The record is from RefSeq and is a predicted model, not a curated record. Gene Ontology annotation, cellular component: nucleus; zeta DNA polymerase complex. The transcript is spliced from 33 exons. Gene Ontology annotation, molecular function: nucleotide binding; DNA-directed DNA polymerase activity; DNA binding. Gene Ontology annotation, biological process: double-strand break repair via homologous recombination; error-prone translesion synthesis. Bases 4148 to 13303 code for a protein of 3051 amino acids.